Molecule: messenger RNA, 336 nt
Organism: Symbiodinium natans
Lineage: Eukaryota; Dinophyceae; Suessiales; Symbiodiniaceae
Source: the annotation of a GenBank genome assembly
AUGCUUCUGGGAGAGGAGGUUCCGGCGACCACGGCCAGUGAAGAAUAUGUGGCGGCCCUCAAAGGUGAGUUCCAUGCAACCCUGGCACGCGCCCUGGACAAGACAUCAGCGGAGAAGGCCGAAGUGGCAGAGCUCAAAGAAGCAGUCCGGUGGCUUGAGGCAGCUGCCAGGUGCUGGGAGGUGGAGAAGGCCGAGCUGCAACAAGAACUCGCCAUCGCAGCAGCUGCUUCUCAGACUCCAAAUUCGACCUUGGUGCAGCUACUUUGCCGGGAGGCCCUCCAAAGAGCCCGGGGAGGAAGGCUCUGCAGUGCGCGUGGCCUCCGAGCAGCAAGCUGA